CAUCCGAGAAAGCACAAACACCAGACAGGCUGAUUGACUUGCGAUGAGCUCUCAACUCCUCUCGAGUGCGCAUUAUACAGUUUGCAUCACAGCUGCAAGCAGCCGGUCAAUAGAAUUUUGAAAUCGGGUUACCCGAAGCCAAGCACCUCUCCCGUGUAUCGAAGGUGAUUUAUCGAUAUCUCGGAAAACCUUCUGGAAUAUCUUAUACAUGUUUCACUGGUAAAUGCCGUGACUCAUGCGAAUUUAAGUAGAGUUUUCUCAACUGUUGCGUGCGUGAGGAAGAAGGAACAAAACGGAAACCGCGAAUCUUCGACUUUAGUGCCGGAAAACUUCGGAUGGUUGAAAACGUCAUGAAUUCAAUGGUUCGAAUGGGAGAAGGUGAUAAAAUCAAACUAUUUGUACGAUUGGAGCAGAGAUAAAAAGGAAGAAUAAUAAACACUCGAACAAUAGUGCAAAUCAUAGUGCUGCCACGGUGUGUUUGCGGUAUAAAUGGCAUUGGUUAAACCGAUUUUGGCAGACAGGAUGGAGAAAGGACUGGGACACCACGCACAAAUGCUCCUGAAUUCCGGCUUCCCGAGAGUUCUCGGACCAAUCACGAAGAAAGGUGGAGAGAAAGUGUUUCCAGGAAGGAAACACGGAGCACACAUCAGCGUCGUCGCAACGAAACAUCAGUAUUCCUCAAAUCCCAGAGGGGUAUUCGCUCAGUGCCUCGUUACCGGAGCCGUGCUAUUACUCACGGCCGGAUGUGGUAUGCCGAUAGGAUACAGCGCCAUACUUCUUCCAAAACUUGCUAAAACGAACGGAUCGUUGCAAGUGGACGAAGACCUGGGCUCGUGGAUUGCCUCGGUACACAGUCUGGCUGCGCCGUUUGGCUCGCUGCUCUCGGGUCCCUUGAUGGACGCGAUUGGCAGACGAGGAGCGUUGCAAAUAUCUGCAAUUCCGCUGGCCGUGGGUUGGAUCGUUAUGGGGUUGGCGCAGAACAUAACGUGCAUUAUAGCCGGGAGAAUAAUGUCAGGAUUCGCGGUUGGCCUCGUCGUUGUGCCCGGUCAGGUUCUUCUCGGCGAAAUAGCGGAUCCUGGCCUACGGGGCAUCCUGGUCGGCGCACCCUUCGCCACCUAUAGUUUCGGAAUUCUCCUGGUAUACGCCCUCGGCGCAAACUUCACGUGGAGAACCGUGGCCUUCUGCGGAAUAAUUCUCCCCGGUCUGGCUCUCGUCGCUCUUUGCCUCAGUCCUGAGAGCCCCGUGUGGCUUGUCAGGCGGCGGAAAACCGAGGCUGCCAGAAAAGCUCUAUCAUGGUUUCGCGGUGCGGACGUGAUGCAGGUGAAAACGGAAAUGGCCCAACUUGAGUCGAGAGCCAGAGAAGACAUCGCUCGAAUAUCAUCAACGGCCACUUUGCGUCAGCAAGCAUCAUCGGCGUUGUCGAAUAUCCUGAGUCCCGGAGUCAUCAAGCCUCUGGCGAUAAUAAAUGUCUUCAAUUUCCUCCAGAUGUUGUCCGGAACAUACGUUUUCGUCUUUUACGCCGUUGAAUUCAUCAGGGAAAUGGAGGGUGACGGUGUGGAUCACUAUCUUGUGGCAGUAAUCACGGCCGUUGUGAGGUUCGUUUUUUGCCUCGUCUCCUGCGUCCUGCUGCUCACCACGGGCCGAAGAGUUUUGGGAAUCGUUUCUGCACUCGGAACAGCCGUCACAUCAUUGGUCCUGGCGGGAUACCUGCUUGCCAGGAAAGGGCAGCCGACGACCGACGCAGAUAUGUACGUAGUCGGCACCUGCAUAAUCGUUUAUGUCAGCGCGAACACGGUGGGCCUUCUAACAUUGCCGGGCCUGAUGGUGGGUGAGCUUUUGCCCCAACACGCCCGGGGAAUAGGCGGCGGUUGCACGUUCUUCCUGUUCAACUUGACUCUCUUCGGAGUGACAAAGGUCUUCCCAGGGGUCAAAGGCGCAAUCGGCAUGACUGGAAUUUUCACGGUAUUUGGCGCCUCGGCACUUUUGGAAGCUGUAUUUGUCUACGUAGCGUUGCCGGAAGCGAAGGGGAGGACGCUUCAAGAGAUAGAAGACUAUUUCCAGGAAGGAAAUGUUCUCUGGGUUACGAGGAAGAAACAGCCAAAAAUAAACUCGGCGACUACCCCUUUGGUCAAUGUGUAACGCGUUCACGUGAAAAUACAUUUAAUUUAGGCGGGGCCUGAGUAUUAUAUUUUUAUAUAAUAGACAUAUUGUAAAUAGAGGUGAAAAUUUUUGCUGUGCGAACAUUUGGCCAAAUAAUUUAUAGAA
Messenger RNA from Diprion similis, 2265 nucleotides. Its product is annotated as facilitated trehalose transporter Tret1-2 homolog. Gene Ontology annotation, cellular component: membrane. Bases 490 to 2139 code for a protein of 549 amino acids. Gene Ontology annotation, molecular function: transmembrane transporter activity. The transcript has 11 exons. Gene Ontology annotation, biological process: transmembrane transport. NCBI's taxonomy places the organism in Eukaryota, Metazoa, Arthropoda, Insecta, Hymenoptera, Diprionidae. The record is from RefSeq and is a predicted model, not a curated record.